Fopius arisanus is the source of this 2906-nucleotide messenger RNA. RefSeq names its product SID1 transmembrane family member 1-like. The coding region runs from base 80 to 2455 and encodes 791 amino acids. Gene Ontology annotation, cellular component: plasma membrane; lysosome. The transcript has 4 exons. Gene Ontology annotation, biological process: RNA transport. The record is from RefSeq and is a predicted model, not a curated record. Lineage: Eukaryota; Metazoa; Arthropoda; Insecta; Hymenoptera; Braconidae. Gene Ontology annotation, molecular function: RNA transmembrane transporter activity; double-stranded RNA binding.
CUUACAAUGACAGCAGCGAAUUUACGUGAUUGAGGUUACGUAUCCAAUCUCAUCAGCUAUAACAGGGAAAAUUAGAUAAAUGACGCACAGCUGUUGUGAAAGGAUGAAGGUGUUGUUGAUUUUAUGGACUGCACUGCUGCCGGUUGUCAAAGUGUUAUCAGAAUCAUCAGAACCACCACCACCACUUUAUCCGCAGGUUGUUUUGGCUGAAUAUGGAAUUAACUACAAUAAAUCCCUGAAUUCCAGCCUCGAGUGGGUUUUCCUCUACAGCAACAAAAAUAAUAGUCAGGGGGCAAGGAUCUACGUAGACAGUGAAGCUAGUGAAGAUGAGCCUCUGCUUGUCGUUGUCAGACAGAAAAAGGGAAUUCUUUCAUGGCAGAUUCCUCUCCUGGUGGAGAGGAAAAAUGCAGAGCCCCUUGCCUUCUCCAAAACCAGCAGAACCUUGUGCUCAGCCAAUUAUUAUAAAGUGGGAAGGAGUUAUUUGGAGAAUGAGGAGUUUAUCACCGUCAGUAUUUCAAUUGAGAGCCAGUCGAAGAUCGAGUUCAAUCUCUUAGUUGUCGCAGAAACGGAUUUCUAUAUUCGACCUGGAGAAUCUCGAGAUCUGGUGGUCUCACCGUCAGAGCCUCGAUACUACGGCUAUAACUUCUCGAACCAAGCAGAGAAUAGCUCAGUGCUCGUGAAAAUUAAUUCCACCAGCGACACAUGCAUGACAGUCUCUAUCCAGAAUCCAUCAUGCCCAGUGUUCGACCUAGAAAGGAAUAUAGAGUUCUCAGGAUAUUGGCAGACAGUGAGUCAGCUGGGGGGUAUAACAAUUCCGCGGGAUGCGUAUCCCAACGGUUUCUUCAUCGUCCUCGUGGUCAAGGGUGAGGAUACAGACUGCACCCUGGAGAUGGGAUCGUCAGACCGGAGUAAAUCAGUGACAAUCAGCAUCACCCCGAAUAUCACCUACAAGGACGGUGUCAAAGCAGCUACUAUUGCUCUGGCUAUAGGUUUGGCCUUCUGUAUCUCCUAUGUCAUCGGAGUGCUGUCCCACAAGGUGAGAAUACGUCGAAAACUCCAGCAGGAAGCUGUCCUGGACGUGGACGUGCCAGAUCCCGAGAUGUUGCCGAGUCCCUCAGCCCUUGAGGAUCCUGGACCCAGCCAGUGGACGUCCGUCGACGAUGGAGACUCCUCUCUUGACGAGGACGACAUCGACAUCCUCCAGGACGCAUUAUCGGAUAAAGAGAUUAUUCGCACCAGACGAGUCCUCUCGGUGUCAGAUUUAGCUAGAAAAGAGCCAAAAAUACUUCGACACAAGUCUCGACUCUAUCUUUAUUACCUGGGGACAAUUGCUGUGUUCUAUGCACUUCCUGUUGUCCAGCUGAUGGCCACCUACCAGAGGGUCAUCCAUGUCACUGGCAAUCAGGACCUCUGCUACUUCAAUUUUCUCUGUUCACAUCCAUUCUUUGGAUUCUCUGAUUUCAAUCACGUAUUUUCGAACUUUGGGUAUGUUCUACUUGGAUUGUUAUUUAUCUGGCUGACGUGGACCAGGGAACAGGGGGAUCUUGCAUUCGCCGAGAAGAAGAAGAGCUUUGGAAUUCCUCAGCAUUAUGGAUUGUUCUAUGCCAUGGGAACUGCUCUGAUGAUGGAGGGUGUUCUCUCUGCUUGUUAUCAUGUCUGUCCCAAUCACAGUAAUUUUCAAUUUGACACGAGUUUCAUGUACAUAAUAGCGGUGUUGUGCAUGGUGAAAAUAUACCAGACAAGACAUCCUGACAUCAACGCUCGUGCCUCGGUGACAUUUGGAGUGCUUGCACUGAUAAUAUUCCUGGGGAUGCUGGGGGUCCUGGACGGUUCAUAUUACUUCUGGAUUAUUUUUACCAUAAUUCAUCUCGUUGUGUGCCUUGUCCUAACAGCCCAGAUUUACUACAUGGGCAGAUGGAGACUCGACAGGGGAAUGUUUCGUCGAAUAAUCAACACAUUUAAACAUGACGCACGAUCAGGCAUUACGAAUAUCAUGAGACCGAUGUACGGAGGAAGACUAAUUCUCCUCGUCAUAGCAAAUUUUUGCAAUGUCGCCCUAGCCGUCUUGGGGAAUACGCAUCGUGGAAAAGACUUUGCAACAUUUCUACUGACAAUUCUCAUGUCCAAUCUCCUGUUGUACACCUUCUUCUAUAUCGUGAUGAAGCUCUGUCAUGGGGAGAGAAUUAAAAACCCAACGGUGUGUUACAUAAUUCUGUCCUUCAUCACCUGGGGUUUUGCCCUCUACUUCUUCAUCGAAAAAUCCAUCUCCUGGGCCCUCACACCGGCCCAAUCUCGUCACUCAAAUCGCCCCUGCGAAUCACUACUCAAUUUUUUCGAUUACCAUGAUAUCUGGCACUUCCUCUCUGCCCUCGCCAUGUUCUUCUCCUUCAUGGUUCUCCUGACCCUCGACGAUGACCUCGAGGACACCCACAGGAGUCUCAUACCCGUAUUCUAAUACUAUUAGUUAAUUUCUGGAUAAACUUUCUACUGAUUCAUUUCUAUUGAAUGAUUUUGUUCGUUGCAGAGAUUUCUCCUGUAAUUUCAUCAUUUUCAAAACGAAAAAUCAUAUCCGCUUUUUCUGCAAUUCUAUAAAUGAUUUUAUACAAUCAUUUCUUAUUAUUUUUUUGAUAAUAAAUAAGGAGAAAAAGUGGGAUUCAAUACCCCGAAACUCUAUUGUUAAAUUACUGUUUUUUACUUUCACUAGAGUUUCUAGAAAUAUCUAUUAGAAAUUGAAUAAAAUAUCUGUAAAGCUGCGAGUUGUUGUAAUUUUAAGAAAAAUAAAUAAACAAAACGUGUGAUAUUUUAACAAUAUAAUGAUUCUUGUGUUUAUUUGUCAUGGCAGUGAUUCCCUUAUUCCAUGAUUACAUAAAUUCAUUCGUUCUUAAUAUUAAUUCUACCAUAUUAAA